AUGAAAUAUUCGUCGUGGCCAGUGGUGAAGCUCGCGAUCGGCAAUGAGGAGAUCGCCAUGGAGCAGGACAAUGGAUCGAUGCACGUCGGGACGACGGUGUGGCCGUGCUCGCUAGUGCUGGCGAAAUGGGCGGAGCGGCAGGGCGGGAUUCGCGAGAGGAUCCAGGGCAAGCGGGGGAUUGAGCUCGGGGCUGGGUGUGGCGGCGCUGGCCUGGCGUUGGCGUUGCUGGGCCUCGGCCAGGUGCUGCUCACGGAUGUGCCGCCGGUUCUCUCCACGCUCAAGAGGAAUGUGAAGAAGAAUGUCCUUGCGACAUCGCUCUCCUCCAAGAAGAAAGUAAAGGUGGCACAGCUUAACUGGGGAAACAAGCAACAAAUCGAGAGCUUGAAGCCUCCAUUCGACGUGGUGAUCGCGGCGGAUGUGGUAUAUAUCGAGAAUGGAGUGGAGCCUUUGCUACAAACGAUGAGCGAUGUCUCUGGGCCGGACAGUUUGAUUCUUUUGGGAUACCAGGUGAGAUCACCUGAGGCUCACGAGUUGUUUUGGAGGCUUUGUCCAGAGAGAUUCGCCGUCGAAAAAGUCGAUCGUUCCCAGCUCCAUCCCGACUACGCUUUUGAGGAGGCUGAUGUUUACAUUCUCAAGAAGAAAUGCUAGAGACGCGUAAA
Molecule: messenger RNA, 659 nt
Organism: Selaginella moellendorffii
Lineage: Eukaryota; Viridiplantae; Streptophyta; Lycopodiopsida; Selaginellales; Selaginellaceae
Product: protein N-lysine methyltransferase METTL21A
Exons: 2
Coding region: 1-648 (215 amino acids)
Source: RefSeq, a predicted model, not a curated record